GGAGGUAUCUGAGGGUAACGGGGCUCCCCUCAUGAGUUUGGGGAUCUAUUAGAAAUCAGAUGGCACCUUCAGGAACCCGCAGCACUUCAUGGCCCGUCCUGGCUCUCGCCCUGCUCUCCACUUUGGAUUUCUCUCCAAGCCUGGCAAUCGAAGUUUAUACAGAUCGGGAAGUCCAUGGCACGGUGGGCUCUAAGGUCACCCUGUCCUGCACGUUCUGGUCAAGCGAAUGGAUUUCCGACGAUAUUUCUGUGAGCUGGCACUACCAGCCCGAUAACAGCCGGGACACGUACUCGAUAUUUCAUUACGCCAAGGGUCAGCCCUACAUUGAUGACACAGGGGUGUUUAAAGACCGCAUCGAGUGGAUUGGAUACCCAAAGAGCAAGGAUGGAUCCAUUGUCCUCCGCAACCUGGAAUACACAGACAACGGCACCUUCACCUGCGACGUAAAGAACCCGCCCGAUGUCGUGGGGAAGUCUUCUUACGUUCACCUUCUCGUCUAUGACAAAGGUCCAGUCCGUGCGGGAAUGGUUUUGGGCAUCAUCAUCGGAGCUGUACUCGCCCUGGUUAUCGUCGUGGCCCUCAUUGCCUACGCAAUCCGCUACUGCUGGCUGAGGAGGCAGGCCCGGAUGCAGCGGGAAAUCAGCGCUCUAGAAAGAGGGAAGCUUCACAAACCAUCCAAAGACUCCUCCAAGCGUAGCAGACAGACUCCCAUCCUGUAUGCCAUGUUAGACCAGACCAGGAGCACCAAGGCCAGCGAUAAGAAGUCCAAGGGAGGCAUCGGGGACUCUCGCAAAGAUCGGAAAUAGCAAUUAGCAGGCAGGGAAGGUACACACAAGGCAGAUGAGGAGUCCCCCCGCAGUUCCAAGGUGGUCUACACUAUCGAGAUGGAAAUGAGGGGGGACGAAGGUGAGGAUCAACCCCACAGAGGUGCUGUAAAGUCUCCCAGCAAGAACAGCCUCAAAAAUGCCUUAAAGAACCUAAUUAAAAGUGAUUCAGAGAAACAAA
This is a messenger RNA of Spea bombifrons (plains spadefoot toad), 1005 nucleotides long. It is a transcript of the gene MPZ, whose product is annotated as myelin protein zero. Bases 60 to 806 code for a protein of 248 amino acids. Gene Ontology annotation, cellular component: membrane. Lineage: Eukaryota; Metazoa; Chordata; Amphibia; Anura; Pelobatidae. Gene Ontology annotation, biological process: myelination. The transcript is spliced from 6 exons. The record is from RefSeq and is a predicted model, not a curated record.